GAAAGGAAAACCUCUUCAUCAACCAUACUGUCCUUUUCCCAUUCACAAACCUUUAAUCAGUGUUGGUCUGGGCACAUGCCUUUGCCUCUAUUUCUUUCUCCAAUAACAGAUGAAAGAAAUGAAGGGAAGAUUUCUAAAGAAACUCAGUUUCAUCCCCACUACUAUCACCACGUUAAAACAAGGCCUAGUCUUUCAUCACUUCAAUUCCCCUCAGAAUUUUUCUGCUCAAAAUCACCAUAUCCUAUCAGUUUAUAAAGAACAAGAUAGCAAAAAUAGCAACAAAGAUGAAGAAAUGGAAUUCGAAUUCCGUGUUAGCAACCAGGGGAAUUAUAACGUUGCAUCCACCCUAGAGCCCAAGCUCACAGCUCCUGAUGAGGAUCAAAUCAGCAUGGAAGAUUACAGUAUGUAUAAGGACUGUGAAGAAAGUUCCGAUAAUCCAUGUUUAACAGGUUUUGAAGAGAAAUGUCCUCCGGAAGGGGAAGAAGCGGUGGUGUUUUACACAACAAGCUUGAGAGGUAUAAGGAAAACAUUUGAGGACUGCAGCACUAUCAGGUUUCUGUUAAAUAGCUUCAAGGUUGUGGUGCAAGAGAGAGAUGUUUCAAUGCACAUGGAAUUCAGGGAUGAAUUGUGGACGAUACUUGAGGGAAGAGUGAUCCCUCCAAGGCUGUUCAUCAAGGGCAGGUACAUAGGAGGAGCUGAUGAAGUUGUUACACUGCAUGAGCAAGGGAAGCUGAAGAAGCUCCUUGAAGGGAUACCUUUGGCCCUGCCUAAUCACCGAUGCAGUUCUUGCGCUGGGGUGCUGUUCGUGGUGUGCUCCAAUUGCAGUGGCAGCCGGAAGGUCUAUAAGGAUGGAGGAGGUGAGGAAUUGUGCAUCAGAUGUCCUGAAUGCAAUGAGAAUGGGUUAGUCAAAUGCCCUGUUUGCUGCUAAAAAAAUGCCUGUAUUUUCCGCAUAGUCCUAUUUUGUGAUGUAUAUUUUUCUUCUCUUUCUCUAACUUUUUCUUGGAUUCCAAGUUACUAGGUAUGCUUGACCUGAAUGUUUAGAAUCAAGUAAUUGCUACUAGAUUUUAUUAAAAGAAAAAAAAAAGGUUAUUGCUGCUAGAGUCUGCCACAUGGUCUAAAUGUGUUGGGAAAAUGAUGUCUCGAGUAAUAGGCUUUUUUUUUCUUCUUUUUUCUUCUUUUUUCUUCUUUUUUAACAUAUAAACUAUGAAUUGAAUUCUAAAUCUGUGAUUAAAAAUAUAAAUAAUUCUAUUACGAAAUCACAUAAUUGAUGAUUUAGUAUUAAAAAUACACCUUAUUUGCAAUGAAAAUAGGUAAAUGUGUUUUCUAUUGCUUGAUUCUCGAAUUGUCAUUUCCUUGUAGCCUAGAUCUUUUUCUUCCCUUCCUUAAUUCUCAUGUUUUAGGAUUUUUUUUUUCUCUUUCUGAUAUUGGGGGUGGGGGAUUCAAGCUCAUCUUUCAAGCGUGGAGAACAUGGACCUUAUUAAUUCGGCUACACAUUCAAGUCAAAGGAUGGACAAGAUGGGUUAGAUCCAUGUGAGAAGGAAAUAAGUUAAUGGCAUCAUU
This is a messenger RNA of Rubroshorea leprosula, 1560 nucleotides long. NCBI's taxonomy places the organism in Eukaryota, Viridiplantae, Streptophyta, Magnoliopsida, Malvales, Dipterocarpaceae. The record is from the annotation of a GenBank genome assembly.